Epithele typhae is the source of this 1980-nucleotide messenger RNA. RefSeq names its product DUF1929-domain-containing protein. The record is from RefSeq and is a predicted model, not a curated record. The transcript has 8 exons. The coding region runs from base 1 to 1980 and encodes 659 amino acids. NCBI's taxonomy places the organism in Eukaryota, Fungi, Basidiomycota, Agaricomycetes, Polyporales, Epitheliaceae.
AUGGGUCGCUUGCACCAGUUCGACCUCCGCGCCGCGACCUCCGCCCUCUCUCUCUUUGCCUCGGCGUACGCAGCCGCCACACCUGGUCAGCCUGGCACCAGUAAUGCUCCCCUCGGCUCCUUCAAGAUCGUCGGAGACAGCAUCGUCAGCGCUCAGCAGGCAUGUCCCUCGCACCACCACUUUGCCGCCUCGACGUCUAAUGCCCGCUUUCCCCAGCUGUUCCUCGGCACCCUUGACAAGGUUUACAUCGUUGACAAGGUUGAAGACAACCCCACCAAGAUCAACGGUCAUCCCGCAUGGGCUGCUGAGUACUCCAUCAGCACCAACGAUGGUCGUCCGAUGGACGCUAUCACCAACACGUUCUGUGCUGGCGGCACCGUCCUCGGUAACGGCACUUGGAUCAACGUUGGAGGCAACCAGGCGGUCACCGCUGGAGGCGUCCAAGCCGACUCUCAGACUGGCGGCGGCCUGUACGAUGACCCGGACGGCGGCCAUUCCAUACAUUUGGUGUGUAGGUUGAUCGACCCCUGCGACGACGGGAGCUGCGAAUGGACCACGACCACUCCGAUGACAACCAGGAGGUGGUACCCAACCCUUGAGACGCUCGAGGACGGGUCUGCGAUCAUACUGGGAGGUUGCGACAACGGAGGGUACGUCAACGAUCGAUCCCAGGACAACCCGACCUGGGAGAUCUUCCCUCCGGACGGCAAAGGCAUCAUCAACUCCCCACUUCUCGCAACCACCCUCCCUGCCAACCUCUACCCCCUGGCGUGGUCUCUCCCAUCCGGGAAAAUCUUCCUCCAGUCCAACUGGAAGACGUCGCUCCUCGACUGGAAGACUCAGAAAGAGAUCCCGCUCGACGACAUGCCCGACGCCGUCCGUGUUUACCCCGCCAGCGGUGCCACCGCCAUGCUCCCGCUGACCAAGGACAACAACUACACGGCCACUCUCCUUUUCUGCGGAGGCUCUGACAUUCAGCCGGACCACUGGACGCCCAAGGCCUGGGAAAUCGUAGAUUACCCCGCUUCCACUUCAUGCGUCCGCAUCACCCCCGAUCUGUCCCGCUCGUACGUCCAGGACGACCCGCUCCCAGAGGGCCGCUCGAUGGGCCAGUUCAUCAACCUCCCGAACGGCAAGCUCCUGAUGCUCAACGGCGCGGAGACCGGCACUGCGGGCUACGGUACUCAGGCCUGGACAAUCCAGGAGUCGUACGCCAACAAGCCCGUCCUCAUGCCCAUCAUCUACGACCCCAGCGCAGCCCAGGGCUCGCGCUGGUCGCGCGACGGUCUCUCCGCCUCCACGAUUCCGCGCAUGUACCACUCCAGCGCCACACUCCUGCCCGACGGUUCCGUGUUAGUGGCUGGAUCCAACCCUCACGCGGACUACGCAGUCGACAAGGUCACCUUCCCCACCGAGUACCGUGUCGAGUACUUCUACCCGUCGUACUACAAUGAGCGCCGGCCCGAGCCUGCUGGUCUUCCCUCGACGCUUUCAUACGGUGGGCCGUACUUCAACGUCAGGUUGAGCGAGAAAGACCUCUUCCACGACAAGGGCAGCGUUAAGAGCGCCAAGGUCGUCGUCAUCCGGACCGGGUUCUCGACUCAUGGGAUGAACAUGGGGCAGCGCAUGAUCGAGCUCGACUCGACGUACACCGGUCAGCCUGACGGUAGCGCGACGCUUCACGUCUCCCAGAUGCCGCCCAACGCGGCGGCGUACCCUCCCGGCCCUGCUCUCCUCUUCGUCGUUGUCAACGGAGUUCCCUCCGUCGGCGUCCAGGUCAUGAUCGGAAAUGGCAAGAUUGGCGCUCAUGCAAUGAACCCUGUCGCUGAGCUCCCGAGCUCUGAGACACUCACGAGCUCUGAGGAAAACACGACGGGGGAGAAGCAGUCGCAGGGAUCUAACUCGGCCGCUGCCUCCGUCUCACCGUCGCUCUCCGCGGUCGCCGGAGCGUCUAUUGCGUUACUCCUCUCGCUGCUGUGA